Molecule: messenger RNA, 6905 nt
Organism: Lytechinus pictus (painted urchin)
Lineage: Eukaryota; Metazoa; Echinodermata; Echinoidea; Temnopleuroida; Toxopneustidae
Product: E3 ubiquitin-protein ligase HECW1-like
Exons: 2
Coding region: 182-655 (157 amino acids)
Source: RefSeq, a predicted model, not a curated record
AGGAUGAUGAUUUUCUGAAGAGUUCAGUUUAGGAUUGACAACGGACAGAGCUUUCGAGUACGGAUACUUCCAUCUUGCCAGGUUUUCUCUUCACCAUAUAGACUGAGCCUACUUUCACCAUCUGAGUCCUGCCUUCAUGAUCCUGAGGAUAGACGGCUAGGACUGCGAGACCAGGUGAAGCAUGCGGGAGAGAGCUCGCAGCAAAAUGGCAACUCUUGAUGCUGGAGGACACGUAGAACAUGGAUCUGGGCGGUCGCCCGGUAACCGAUCCAUCCAGGACCGGCUCGGCCUAGCCACCAUGCAGCCCUUCCCGUCCAUCCGACGCAUCCGCCGGCUCUCUGUGCACGACCGGUCCAACAGCGAUUCCAACCUUGCGCACCCAGACCUGCAGCGGAGGACAGGACCCCAGUCGACACUGGUGGUCAGUAAGAAUGAGAUUAUCCUUGGAGGUGAAUACGGGGACAGCGCAAGCGUCAACGUGUCUUGGGAUAUCCGGGAAGAUGUUGGGUCACAAGACUGGAUUGGUCUUUAUCUUAUAGGAGAAAGAAACCCAGCCAGCUACCUAAGCUAUAAGAACCGAGGGGUCAGCGGCACGCAUAAAGGUCAGAUCGUAUGGGUCGUCGACGCAGAACCAAACUUCACCAAACGUAAGUAACCUAUCUUAAUUAAAUCCGUCUGCCUUGAGUUUUCAUAGGAAUUAAAUCACAAUUCGAUGAUACAAAAUUCUGUGAAAGAAGGGAAAUCCCUGUAGCAUUCAUACGUAGCAAAGAAAGCACGAAUGCUUCGUGGUAAGCAACUGGAGUAGUGUCGGAAAUAUGAGGGUGACAGGAGAUUUUACCCUCAUGGCAGCCAAACUUGCCUUUAGAAUUUUGCCAGAUGAAAUGAUUUGGGGUUACCUUUUUUUUCUGAAGUUGACACAAGAUCUGCCACAAACAAUAUUCAAGAACAUUUAGAAAAUAAAUAAUCUACAGUACGGUACAUACAACAGAUAAAAAUCCCUUGAACUGAAAGAAAUAGCCCCAUGAAAUUCAGAUAUGCCUCACUGUGCCCCAAUGUAGCCAUUAAAAAUUGAUUAUUUCCUACUUUGACUGUACGAUAAAUAACUUACCAAAGGCCUCUAGUGCCCUGACUUACAUGUACAUGUGGGUUUGAAGUUGACUAGGACACCGUGCUCACUACCUUCCUAAAACUAGUUUACUGGAAACUAGUUUAACAUGUAGUGAAAACGGUCGAAGCGAUCUUGGAAGCGAUUUUCCGAACCGGUUCAGAAAACUACCUCGCGAUGUAGUUUUCAAGAUCGCUUUGCCUCGUUAAACUGGUUUUAGCGUGAGGACACAACCAUUCUUUGGGAAACGAUCUUCGCACAUUUUGAAAACCACUUUCAGGUAAUCAAAUGGGAAUGCUAGCAAAGCAAUCUUCCAACUCGUUUCCUGAAUCGGUUUCCAGUAAACUAGUUUUAGAAAGCGUAAUGAGAACGGUGUCCUUCAGGUCUAAGCAUCAAAAUGGGAGGCACAAUGAUAACCUUGGCCACAAAAAUAAUUAAAAAUCAAUUGGCAAGUUUGUUGUCGCUUCAGGCUGUAUCUUCCAAUAAAGAAUUUCUUCCUAGAAUGAAAUGCUCCUGUGUUCAAGCUAAAAGAUGAAGACAAAAAUAGGAUAUGAACUGGUUAAUUUAACCUAUACUUGGGAGUAGGGCACCUGUUUGAUGACAGUGGCAGGUGCUCGUCAAGAGCUUGGUUCAUACAUGAAUCUUCAAGAGUAACUCAAACAUUCUGAAAGUUAAACAUAAAUGGUUUUGAACAAAUUAAUUGUAAUUGAAGAAAGUUAGUGAGCCCAACCCUGACGAGCAAAAUAGCAUAAUGCGGUAGAACAAGGUCAGAUGGGCAGUGAAAAUUAUCAUUUAGGAAAAUUCAAAGAGAAAAUUGAACAAAAAAGCGCUUUCACAGUGACAGGAACGUUUUUUUUUUUUUUGGGGGGGGGGGGGGGAGGUUGCCUCCCCCACUCAUGCCGCUUUGAUUUCGUACAUACAUACAUGUACAUGUAUAUACAUUGUAUGAAGAUCCUUGGUGAUAUUACAUUUAUCAUGUUUGUGGAUUUUAAUAUUCCGAUGUACAUGGUACAUAGAGCAAUGUCGAUGUACCUCCUUCACCAGCUCUAUUGGACACAAGGGUCAUUGCAACAUAAAAAGGGGGAUCCAUAAUUUGCGCCAUUUUGACGUUGGAUUAAUCGAGAUGAUUCACGACAUUGAAGUCUUCACUGCAGCUAAUUCUCACAAAAUAUCUGUAUCCUGAACUGACAAAUAUUUUGUCAAUGAACUCUCAUUUGUUGUAUCCUUGUGUGGUAGUCUUCCCUUCUCAACUUUUAUUUGAAAAAGAUGAAUAAAAAUCUCGGAUCUCCAUAGAAUAUACCUUAUUCAUCAUCAUAGACAGGUCUGUUUUGAUACUCAUUGGUCUUAAGUGUGGCCUUUUGACCUUCAACAUUUUUAUUUUGAAUACUAUCAAAUCUAGCAUCAGUGAACUCAGACAAUUUUGGACAAAGGAUACGUUGAGGUCUGAUCAUGAAGACUAGCAUGUGGAGAAGAUAAAAUAUCUGCCUUGUGCAAUCUUUAAUCAAUCUAAUCAUAGUGGCACCCACCAAGGUCAAUAUUAUCCAGUUUGUUUUUAUCUUUUCAAUUAGCCGAUUAAUAUUUUUAGAUAUUUUGUUUUGAUUUAACCAAUUUGGAACUUCAUUAUAAUGUAUAUAGUUUGUGGUUUGGUGUGCUUAAAGUUUUGGAAGUUUUACUUUUUGGGUCACGAUUGUCAACUCGGCUUUAAUUAAUUAUCUUGUUUUUGGAAUUUAGAGGCGAACAAUUAGCGAACAUAUGCCAAGACAUUAAAUGAUUAACAAUCUUGAUUUAGAUAUGAAGCAGAUGCUGAAGGAAAAAAACACUUUAUUUUAAUUUGAUAAAAAGUGAUUUGUUUGAUUAAUUUUUGAAAUAGUCUCAGGACUCAGGACUUGAGAGUAUGAAGAAUAGUAGUAUUUUAGCCACAAAGUACACUAAAAAUUCAUGAACGUGAAAUAAAUAAAGAUGGUUGUUGUCUUGUUGACCAGCCUAACUCUUGAUUUACAUGUAGCGCCAAAACUUGUACAUGUAACAUUUAAAUUCAUUUUUUUUGUGAAGCUGCUCGAAGCCCCCCUCCCCCCCACACUCUCAAAAUAAAUUACUGUAAAAUACAACACUGGAAUCGAAUAGGGCUAUGAGUAUGUCUUGUUGCAGGCUCAGCACUCCAAUAACUUUUUCCAGAUUGUACAUGUACAUAUAUUUUGUAGGUGGAAAGCAGUUUUUGAUAGUUUUGCACAUUCAAGACUGAUGUUUUGACAUUUUAUUUUAAUCAAUUUCAGUUUCAGAUCAAUGUUCAUUUUGUCACUUAAACUAGAGAUGAGCUCCAUCCUCAAUGUCACCUACACUGGCAUAUCCCUGGCUGACACCUACAUUGUGUGGUACAGUUCUGUCAUGUCAACUCUCAAUGCAUGCGAGCAAAUAAUCACAUGUGGAGCUCUGGCACGUAUUCAGAAUGUGAAUGUAAACAUGGUACUCAAGAAGCUAAAUGCAAAAGGGAGAUGAGUUAUCCCGGAUAUUGCACAAUUCUUUGUCGAGUUUCAAAGAAUAGCUAUCGGUUAGGGUUUACCUAGUAUCUUUGAUGACUCAUGUAACUCUGAGGAUCUUGUAAAUGAAGAUUCCUUCCCUUUCUACUACCCUAGUACACUCUAAAUAUCAAAAGAUUUGUUAAAAAUUCAGAUUGGCUGUGAAUAGUGACCAGUCAACAUUAGAUGGAUCUUAAUCCCAUGGAUUGACUUUUGAAUCUCCAAAGAUUUGAUUGAAUUUUUUAAAGCUUUGAAUUCAAAUCCGCAUGAUUUACAACAAUUUUUAAUGUUCAGCUGAUCACAAGUCACAGCCAAUCUGGAUUUAUUCUUUCAUUAAUCCUUGAAAUUUAGAGUGUACCUCUACUUCACUGAAUGGUAACCUUCUUUCUAUUCAUCAUCCCUUGCAAUUUUACUCCGUUUACUUCACAAUGCCUUUUGAAUGGAGGCUUUUUGCACCACCAAUCCACCUCUCAUAAUUUCUGUUCUCCUUCCCUGGCUCAUCUCAUUCUCACCAUCUCCCUUUGAUUUCAGGCACCAAAUCACCACAGCAGUCCCAGCCAUUCCAACUUCCACUCCUCAACCACUCCCUGUCACUCUUUUACCACUCCCUUUCACAAUUUUAAAAUCCUUUCUCCCUAUCUACCCCUCUUCCCUUUCCCCGCACUUCAGAUGAAACCCGGGGGGGGGGGGGGUGCUACUAGAAUUAUAACAUGUGCCACACCAUAGUAGAAAAUAGGGGGCUCUGGAACUGUAUCAUGAUCUUAAAAUGGCGGUCUUCAGAACGGCUCUUGAACCAACGACUGCUAAAGAUGCAAUGCUCUGUAACUGACCACAUCAAAAAUAGGGGUCUCUGGAACUCAUAUGACUCCGCGCCGAUUGAGCUCGCCACUACGAAAGGCUGAGUAGUUUAAGAUGGGCGCGCACUGGAAGGAGAAACCGCAUAUUUGAGGGUCUCCGGGGAAAUGGGGAAAAAUAGGAAUUUCUAUGGCUUUCUAAAUUGGUAAUGCUCUGGAACAAAAUUUAGGCUGAAAAUAGGGGUCUCAAACGUGGCACAUACGUAUCAUACAUUUAUACUAAGUAGCCCCCCCCCCCCCCAGGAUGAAACCCAUUUUUCAAAGGUAUAAUGAUAAACUAGAUUUUAAUUCGUCAUGAGGACGAAUUAGGUGGUCUGUCAUGAUUUUUCAUUCAGUGUCGGCUAAUGUUGUAUGAAAUGAAUCAUUUAGAUAUGAUUGAUAAUCUUGAUCAUAGACAUCAUAGGAAUGCAUUUUGACCAUUGCUAAAUGUGAUUAUUAAUGUGGUGAUGACAACCGUGAUGAUUAUAAUGAUGGUGGUGAUAAUGCAAUACGGUAAAUACAAAAUUAAGUUUGGAGCACGUAAAAUGCCUUAAAAACUCCUCAAAAAUUUCAGACGAUUUACCGAAAUUGGCUUUCCAAAAUUGCGCAAUAAAAGGCGCCUUCAUUUUCAGAGCAGUUAAUUUCUAAUGGACAGUUUCAUAUUUUUUAUGCAAAAUCUUUUUAAAAUUUCUUUCUACUGUCAGCAAUUUUUCUUUUAAGAUUUCAAGCAAGAAUUUCCACAAUGUCAGUGGGUAUCAAUUUCACAGAGUGCUUGAAAAUUCUUAGGUGAUACUUUUUGAAAAUUAAAAUAUCUUAAAUAUUUUUAUUCAAAAUUUCUGCUAAAUUUCAAUUAUUUUUAAUGAGAAGUUUCGCAAUGAUACAUUUUCACAGCAUUCACUUCAAAACUCAUCAUCAGUGGUGUAUUUGAUAAAAGAAUUAAGUAGAAUUUUUUGAGGGGAAAUAUUUGCAAAAUUUCUGCAAAUUCCUAAACAUUUCACAUAAUAUUUUCUGUCAAGAAUUUUCAAUAUCCAUUUAUUAAUUGUGUAUGACUUUAACAUUUACUUGAAAAUUCUUUCUUGAUGAUUUUACUGAAAAAAGUCAGGUAAAAGAUUCAAAUACUGGCAAUUUUCCCGCAAAAUUUCGGGAAAAUUAGUAUUUUACUAAAUUUCACUAUUUUUAAUUUCACAGAAGGUAUCUGAAAAUUUGUUAUAUGUUAUAUUUAGAAAAAAUAACCAAAUAGAAAAAAAUCCAGGAUUUUCCGCAAAAUGUCUAGAAUGAAAUUAAUCAACCAAAUAGCGUUUUAAUGCAUAAAUGAUGUUUUACAAUGUUAAAACUACCCCUUAAAAAGUUCCGGCAAUAUUAAGAAAAAAUGUCCUACAUAAAAAAACGCAAAGCAAGUGGGCUUGAUAUUUUCAGCAAGACCGUACAAUUGAUUAAUAAAGCAUUUUCAUAAAAAAAUUCUCAAAAAUUAGGUCCAGAAAAAAUUUACAAAAACUUAAACAGGUAAUAACACACUAAUGCUGUGGUUGAAAGUGAAAAUCAUUCACACAUUAUUUGUAGAGGAUUGUUUUCACUACAUCAUAUCAAAAUUUGAGAGAAGAUUGACUAGAAAUAACGAAGAUAUGGUCAAAUAUGCAUAAAUACGUUGACGUAAUUGCGAAAAAGUUUAAUUUUCACUUCUAACGUAAUUUUGACGUUAUUACGCAAUCUCCAGAUGAUAUUUUGACUAUAUCCAAGAGUGAGGAAAAGUAGGGGGUCAACGGACUCCCUGAAGAGCUACAGUGAAUUUUAUAUAGGCAUAUUUUUGCCCACUUAUGACUUAUUUUGCGAGUUUGCACGCGCGUGUAAUGCAAAUUUGAAUGGACGCGCAUUCCCGUAUUAUUGGUCGUAAGAGGCUGAAUGAGGUAUCAAAUUAAUCAGAAGCUAAUGGACAAUGGACAGACAUAAAAUAAAUGAUGACUCGAAGAUGCAUACCGAUGGUAGGUGCAAGAACGCGCACGCAUACCUGUGCGCGCGCAAAAUCUUGACAUGCUCAAAAUGACCCGAAACGUACCCAAACUUGACCACGGUUGAUUUGGGGAAUUUUUAAAUUUUGACGCGCGCGUACGUGCGCGUCGUGACCUUUGCAUGACCUCUGAUGACAUGUCCUGAUGACCUGUCACCUGAACUUGAUAUGAUGCAAAUAUGGAUGAUUUUUUAUGAUUAGUUGCGGUGAUAUGAUCAAUAAUUCAUUUUUACAAAAUGGCGCCUAGAUGACGUCAUCAUGAUUUGAUAACCUUGAAAAGUUUCGUUUCGCGAUUCCAUAAUAAUUUCCAUACAUGACAUGAAAAUCAAGAAAUUUGACAAGCCCGAUUUUGAGAUAAAGUGGGAACAAAAUUUGGCAAUAAAAAUAAAUAAAGUAAAUUCUGACGAAUAUAAUAGGUGAUCUGUCAUAUUCAUGACAGACCACCU